AUGCCGGCUCUGGAACGAUGCGGCGUGCUGCUGAGCCGACUGAUAGGACUAUCAAAGUACCACCGUAUCAGCCCGAUCUUAGGCCUGGAGACGACCUAUCUCAAGGCAUGCGUUGCAACUCUGGACUGUCUUACCUUGCUGGGGCACAAGGUCGUGCUUCACAGCAGCAUAGAGCUCAAGGAGUUCCAUGCUUUUUCCCAUUGGAUGCAGCAUGAGAUCAAGCUCCAGUCAACAGAUCCAACAUCAUCGACGAUGGACGAGCUAGUAGAGGCGGCGGACGAGAUUGACUAUGGCACAACGCUGGGAUAUGUCAAGGGGGCACUCACCAACAGUGCUUUGCAAGGGUUCCUACAAGUACCACAGCCACCGCCAGGGGCACCAGGGGCAGAUCCAGAAGAUAGAAAACGAUGGGACGUUGACAUUCAGGACGACGGCACGUUUUACGAAGAAUACAAGAAGCUGGUAUCUCAGCAUGAGUCGCAGAGGUCGGUGGAAGGACUAUCGAUACCGAUGCUGGGUGACUUGACCGCCAGGCUCUCGGCACAGUGUGAUCGGGUAUUCAAGCAGAUAGCAGAGACACAGCGAAGAGGAACGCUAUUCCGGUCUGCUCUCAAGCUGAACGAGGACUGUGACGCUGCCGUCCUCGACAUGGCCAUGAAUUUUGAGGUGAGCACGCGUCUUGCGUUUCGGGCGAAGCUGGCUGACGGCAUUUCUCAGGAGUACGAAGGUGAAAGCCUGCCGUCGAUAUAUGCUGCAUUCCGAUCUCGCACCACCGCACACAAAUUCUACAUCUACCGGCACAUCCUCAGUGUUGUCAACGGGGUGAGCUCGACCAAGGCCAGCCUCCAGGCCACCGUCGAGCUUGGCUCUGGCAGCAUCCAGGACCUCAAGUUCGUUGAAGACGGCACUCUGAUGCUCCUCUGGAAGUCCAAAGGCAUCAUUCCCUACCUCCCCAGCAAGCACGACAAGGUUGAGAUCGACUUCACCGCCGCCGAGCCAGCUGGGAGCCUCCAUCUGGCCCUGGACCGCCUGGUUUGCCACAGCUUCGCACCGUCAUCCAGCGGCGACCGAGAGCCCGUCCACCUCGAGGUCAACGGGCGGCGCGGACGGCGAGUUGUCUGCGUCCUGUACGCCGACGGGCGACGGUACUCUGUCCUGGACCUCGACAGCGCCCUGGACUAG
This is a messenger RNA of Trichophyton rubrum CBS 118892, 1182 nucleotides long. RefSeq lists its product as uncharacterized. NCBI's taxonomy places the organism in Eukaryota, Fungi, Ascomycota, Eurotiomycetes, Onygenales, Arthrodermataceae. The transcript is spliced from 3 exons. The record is from RefSeq and is a predicted model, not a curated record. Gene Ontology annotation, biological process: anaphase-promoting complex-dependent catabolic process; positive regulation of mitotic metaphase/anaphase transition; protein K11-linked ubiquitination. Gene Ontology annotation, cellular component: nuclear periphery; anaphase-promoting complex. The coding region runs from base 1 to 1182 and encodes 393 amino acids.